AUGGCUACAACGGAAAAUAAUUUUGUGCAACGUAGACGUCUAUUAGAAGAGCACCUUGUUGAUCCACAUUCAUCGAUUUCAAUAGAUAGUUUACUUGAUUCAGUUAUUGCUUUUAUUUAUGAUUGUGAAGGUCUCAAAAAAACAAAAAACUUCGAUGGAUUUUAUGGAAAAUUUCAUGAAUCUACACGAGAAAUUCGUAAUCAGCGUGUCAAUAUUGAUGAUUUUGAAACAAUUAAAAUUAUUGGUCGAGGUGCUUUUGGUACAAUUGAUCUGGUACGACGAAAAGCAACUGGACAAGUUUAUGCUAUGAAAACAUUGAAUAAAUUUGAAAUGGUAAAAAAAUAUGAUAGUGCUUUAUUUUGGGAAGAACGAAGUAUUAUGGCUUUUUCAAAUAGUGAUUGGAUUGUUAAACUUCAUUAUGCAUUUCAAGAUGUUAGCAGUCUCUAUAUGAUUAUGGAUUAUAUUCCAGGUGGUGACUUUAUGACAUUACUUGAACGAUAUGAAAUGGAUGAAAAGUCUGCACGUUUUUAUUGUGCUGAAGUUGUGCUUGCACUUGAUGCCAUUCAUAGUAUGGGUUAUAUUCAUCGAGAUGUUAAACCAGAUAAUAUUUUACUUGAUGUUUAUGGACAUAUAAAAUUAGCAGAUUUUGGUACUUGCAUUGAAAUGGAUAAAGAUGGUCUUGUUCGAUCUAAUAUUGCAAUUGGUACGCCAGAUUAUAUAAGUCCAGAAAUAUUAAAAUCUGUAAGUACAUCCGGUGUUUAUGGACCAGAAGCGGAUUGGUGGUCUGUUGGUGUGUUUCUUUAUGAAAUGUUACUUGAUGAAACACCAUUUGAUGCUGAAUCAUUAGUUGGAGUAUAUCAUAAAAUAAUGAAUCAUCAAGAAAAUCUUAUCUUUCCAGAAGAACCAGUUUUAUCUAAUGCAGCUCGUACACUUAUAUGUGCAUUUCUUAGUGAUCAAUCAACACGUUUAGGUAAAACUGGUGUCGAAGAAAUAAAAGCUCAUCCAUUUUUUACAAAUCAAAAUGAAUGGACAUGGGAAACAAUACGACAAGCAUCAGCUCCUAUCGUUCCAUUAUUAACAAAUGAUGAAGAUACAAGUAAUUUUAAAGAUCUUGAAAAAAAUGAUCAUCCUUCAAAAGAAUCAUUUUCCGUUAGUAAAACAUUUAUUGGAAAUCAACUUUCAUUUGUUGGAUUUUCAUUUUCCAAUGAAGCACAGUAA
Messenger RNA from Rotaria sp. Silwood2, 1218 nucleotides. NCBI's taxonomy places the organism in Eukaryota, Metazoa, Rotifera, Eurotatoria, Philodinida, Philodinidae. The record is from the annotation of a GenBank genome assembly.